Messenger RNA from Aureobasidium vineae, 1584 nucleotides. NCBI's taxonomy places the organism in Eukaryota, Fungi, Ascomycota, Dothideomycetes, Dothideales, Saccotheciaceae. The record is from the annotation of a GenBank genome assembly.
CAGAACAUGCAAGCGCUGUCGUUCGUACGCGCGCCUGUGCCAUCACCUGCAGUCUUGAAGUUUCUGAGCAUCCAAGCCGAAUGUUUGUCAUUCCUUGCAUCGCAGUCGCAAGUGCGCCGAAACCACCACCAUGCUACGCCCGACACUGCUCGAACACGCUCCUUGACAAGUUCGCAACGUAGACCUUCCCUGAGAAUCGCGGAAAAACAGUCACUACAACCCUCGUGUCGUGGAUUUUGGAACAGUGCGUCAAAGUCAAGAUGGCAAAGGCCAUGGCAACAAGCUCGGCCAAAGAAGACGGCUCCUCUACAGCCAAACGACCUUCCACCCCUGCCUAGAUUACUUGACGAUGCGGGAGCUACCAGUUUGGGGCGUAUCGUCAAACCGACGAACGAGCUUAGGAUGCGGUGUACCGAGUUUGACGGCGAUGGCAAAGUCACCCUGGUCAACGGCGCAUUCAAGAAGAGCGAGCUCAUAGCCAAGGUAUUACUUUACAACUACAAUGAUUCAGAGCUCUAUCUGACUAUUGGGCGCGAUAGNUGUGGCCUCCUUCCUCGCGACCUCCGAAAAAUCGAUUCCGCUUCGUUGCCGCAUAUUCUCGUACGCCCUUCGGCCAUCCUCAUCAAAAUCUUACACAUAAGCUGCCUCAUCAACCACAAUCGCGUUCUAGUGUUUGAUGCAUACGGGACCACAGACUCGCAUACACAGUCAAUCUUCAUGUACGACCUGGAAGGCAAGCUCCAACUACGAGAAGGCCGAUCUGCCAACACUCUACCAUACGAGUUUCGUGCGCUGGAAGCCGUCCUGAUAAGUGUAACUUCUGCGCUCGAGGGAGAGUUUGAAGGCGUGCGCGAACCCGUUGUACAAGUUUUGAGAGAGCUCGAAGAAGACAUCGAUCGUAACAAGCUGCGUCACUUGUUGAUCUACUCGAAGAAACUGGGUACAUUCGAGCAGAAAGCGCGCUUAGUUCGUGAUGCCAUCGAUGAUCUUCUCGAGGCAGACGAUGAUCUGUCAGACAUGUACUUGACCGAAAAGGCGAAUGGUGUGAUGCGUGAAGAGGACGACCAUACCGAGGUCGAAAUGUUGCUCGAAUCCUACCACAAGGUGUGCGACGAGAUCGUGCAGGCGAGCAGUAACUUGUCCUGGCUGACAAUUGCAACAGCNGUCAAGGCCAUUCUGGACGCCAACCGCAACUCACUGAUGCUCUUGGAUCUGCAAUUCACAAUUCUGGCGCUUGGUAUUGGUGUGGGUACCUUCUUCGCCGGUCUUUAUGGCAUGAACUUGAAGAACUUCAUCGAGGAAACAGACUUCGGAUUCCCACUGGUCAGCAUCUCUUGCGGCGCCUUCUGUAUGAUUGCCAUUGUCUGGGGCCUGAGGAAGCUUCGAAAGGUGCAGCGACUCAGCAUGUGGGGCGAGAGCGGCAGUCUCUCACCAGAGAAGCCCAGUCGUCGUGGCCGGGGCAGCUGGAGGGAAAUUGAUCCUCAAAGCCAGCUGUCUGGCGAAAACAGAGUCGACCGGACUGUUCGUUGGAAACAAGACCAGCGAAUGAACAAGAUGCAGGAAGGCUCCACAGAGCCACUCUAG